Anisakis simplex (herring worm) is the source of this 495-nucleotide messenger RNA. The record is from the annotation of a GenBank genome assembly. Lineage: Eukaryota; Metazoa; Nematoda; Chromadorea; Rhabditida; Anisakidae.
AUGUCAUCGUCGCAUCAAGCAAUUGUUAUAGCGGGUGAGGCAUCUGAAACUGAUGAGGAGGACGAUCAUAAUGAACAGCAGUUUAGUAUUUCUAUUAAAGAUAACGAUGACGAUGAGCAUAUUGUUGCUGAUGGUGAUUCAUUAAGACAGCAUCGGAAUGAAUCGUCGAAAACGCAAAAUAGCUGCAGUGAGUGGAAUGCGAUGAAUUUAACAAAUCGAGCAUGGAGUAUGCAUGUGGAUGAAAAACUUGAAAAUCGAUGGCGAUUGUUGGCUGCAGAUGCGAAUUCAUUUGCGAAUCGACAAUGUGUUCCGCUCAAGAAACAAAUGGAAAUUCUCAGAAGUGCUACAACAAACACUCAGCACAUUGUUCAAGAAGUUUCGUUCAAUUUGAGAAGAGCGUCCGAGAAUUUGGCUCAUCUUGAAGCAAAUAUAUCAUUAUUGCUGGAAGGAGCAAAAUUUGUACCUGACUUGGUAAUGUUGCCGAAUAAUAAUUGA